UUGCAGACCAUCGCCGAUGCUUCACAUCAGCUCCUGAUCCCCCGCCGCCUGUCCGGAUAAUGUGACCGACGUUGGCUGAGCUGAAGAUGGGAUCCAACCACUCUCACAAAACGCCGGUGUACGGCGAGGACGAGGACGUGAACUUUGACCACUUCCAGAUCUUAAGAGCAAUUGGCAAGGGCAGCUUUGGGAAGGUAUGCAUUGUACAGAAGAAAGAUUCAAAGAAGAUGUAUGCUAUGAAAUACAUGAACAAGCAGCAGUGUGUAGAACGUAAUGAAGUGCGGAAUGUCUUCAAAGAGUUGCAAGUCAUGCAGGGUCUGGAGCACCCGUUCCUUGUCAAUUUAUGGUAUUCUUUUCAAGAUGAGGAGGACAUGUUCAUGGUGGUCGACCUUCUUCUCGGUGGAGACCUCAGAUAUCACCUGCAACAGAACGUUCACUUCAAGGAAGAAACUGUGAAACUUUAUAUCUGUGAGCUGGCUCUGGCUCUGGACUAUCUGCAGGACAGGCACAUCAUUCACAGGGACAUUAAGCCUGACAACAUUCUUCUUGAUGAUUAUGGGCAUGUGCACAUCACUGACUUCAACAUUGCGGCAAUGGUGAAGGAGGAGAAAGAAGCCACGUCUAUUGCAGGCACAAAGCCAUACAUGGCUCCUGAAAUAUUUCAUCCAUUUAUAAAUGGGUGCACUGGCUAUCACUUUGCCGUGGACUGGUGGUCGCUUGGAAUCACUGCAUAUGAGCUCCUCAAAGGACAGAGACCAUAUGAAAUCCGCUCCAGCACCUCCGUUAAUGAAGCACUUCACAUGUUCAAAUCUGUCAGAAUAAACUACCCCUCUGCCUGGUCCAGUGGAUUAGUGUCAUUGCUUCAGAAGCUGAUUACGGUCAGCUCGAACCAACGUCUCUCCAGCCUGGCCGAUGUACAGGACUCUCCGUACUUGGCAGAUAUAAACUGGGAUGCUGUUCUAGAGAAGAAACUCACAGCAGGAUUCAUCCCCAAUAGAGGUCAACUAAAUUGUGACCCGACAUUUGAACUUGAAGAAAUGAUUCUCGAGUCGAAACCCCUUCACAAGAAGAAAAAGCGCCUGGCAAAAAGAUUAAAGGAAAAUAGAAAAGACAACUCAUUACUGAACCAACACCUGCAGCAACAUCUGGACACAGUGCAGAAGGAAUUUAUUGUAUUUAACAGAGAGAGGCUCAAGCAAAACCCAGAUCAAUCACAGGCCAAAUGCAUCGACAAAGAAGAGCAUCAGAAAGAACAGGAUGAUGGGAAGAACAACAAUGUGAUAACAUCAACUUGUACUCAGCCAUGUUAGCAUCAGCUCUGGGUGUGCAUCACCUCUGCGAUCCUCCAAAGUAGAUAAGGCAGCACAUCUUUUCAUAGUCUUCAUUAAACAGACAUCGUCACAGCUGGAAUCAUGGCUUGAAUGUACCGUGCAAUGUAGCACAGUGCAAUUGAAGAAAAUGGAUGACAAAAUUAUCCUCUGUGAUCAUUUAACAUGCAACAAUGGGUCAUAGAACCAGAGGGCAUGGAAAUAACACCUUUGGAAACUUGUCCAUGAUGCCCACCUUUGCUGGUCCCAUUUGCCUGUGUUUGACCCAUAUCCCUGUGAACAUUUCCUAUCCAUACUGUCCAAACAUCUUUUAAAUGUUGUUAUUGUACCUCAACCUAUUUCUCUGGUAGCUUGUUCUAUAUAUGUACCAACCUCUGUGUGGAAAAAGCUGCCCCACAAAGCUGUUCCUUUUAAAUCCUUCGCCUCUCACUUUGUGGCCUAUGGUUCUUGAUUCCGAUUCCCUGGGGAAAAAGACUGUGUGCAUUCAUCCUAUCUCUAUGACCCACAUUAUUUUACUCACCUCUACAAGAUCAUCCUUCAAUCUCUUAUGCUUCAAGGAAUGAAGUCCAAGCCUGCCCAAUCUCUCCUUAUAACUCUGCCUCUCGAGUCCUGGCAGCAUCCUCAUAAGUCUUUUCUGCAUCUUGCCCGAAGUACGGUGACCAAAAUCGAAUAUUGUACUCCAAGUGCAACUGUAACAUAAUGUCCCAACUUCUACACUCAAUUCCCUGACUGCUAAAGUGUGUCAAAAGCCUCUUCACCACCCCAUCUACCUGUGACGCAGGGAACUACAAGGGACUAUGUACUUCUACUCAUGAUCCCUCUGCUGUACAACACUGCCUAGGGCCCCACCCUUCAACAUGAAAGUCUUACCCUGGUUUGACUUCCCAAAAUGUA
Messenger RNA from Leucoraja erinaceus (little skate), 2222 nucleotides. RefSeq names its product serine/threonine-protein kinase 32A-like. Bases 87 to 1310 code for a protein of 407 amino acids. Gene Ontology annotation, molecular function: G protein-coupled receptor kinase activity; G protein-coupled receptor binding; ATP binding. Lineage: Eukaryota; Metazoa; Chordata; Chondrichthyes; Rajiformes; Rajidae. The transcript is spliced from 12 exons. Gene Ontology annotation, biological process: G protein-coupled receptor signaling pathway; protein phosphorylation; regulation of signal transduction. The record is from RefSeq and is a predicted model, not a curated record.